Molecule: messenger RNA, 10133 nt
Organism: Procambarus clarkii (red swamp crayfish)
Lineage: Eukaryota; Metazoa; Arthropoda; Malacostraca; Decapoda; Cambaridae
Product: zinc finger MYM-type protein 4
Source: RefSeq, a predicted model, not a curated record
CGUCGCCGCCGCCGCCACUCUCCUCCUAGCUCCUUAUUGUCCUCCUCGGCCUCUCUCUCUCCUCUUGGCUCCUGGGGCCCUCUUGGGCUCGAGUGGCCACCUGGUCCUGCUGUGUUCUUUGGCCACUUUGUCUUCUGUUGGUUUCUGUGUCCUCUUGGGGGUCCCCCUGUGUUCUCUUUUAGCCUUCUGUGUUAUCUUGGCCCCCUCAGUGUUUUCUUGGCUCCAGUGUCCUCUUGGCCUCCUAUGCUCUCUUUAUUCCCCUGUGUCCUCUAGUCAGCCUGCAUUCUUUUGGCCUCCUGUGCUCUCUUUAUCCCUCUCGUGUCCUCUAGUCAUCCUGCAUUCUCUUGGCCCCCUGUGUUUUCUUGGCCACCCUUCAUUCUCCUGGCCCCCUUGUGUUCUCUUGGCCCUUCCCGCAUUCUCCUGGUCCCCUCCUGCAUUCUCUUGGCCUCGCUGCAAUGAUCUUAUUCCCCCUGUGUCCUCUUGGCUUUCCUGUGUUCUCAUGUUCCCCAGGGCCCCUGUGUCCUCAACCAUGAUCUGUCAUAAUGACUGAUUAAUUUUUAGAUACUUUUAGUAAUUCCUUUAAAUACUCACACUAUGAAAUACAUCCAUAAGAUUUAGAAAUACUGUACAUUAUGCCAUGAUAGGUACCUCAUACUUGCUGAAUUGCGCUUAAUGGAGUUGAGGUUGUUAUUUGGUCCCAUCUCUUGAUCUUCAAUGAACAUAAUAAAGGGAACUGCAAAAGACCUAUUGGGCCAUGCAAAUACAUCUAUUUAAACUCCAAGCUCAAAUAUGUCUUGACCCCUGCUUGAAACCGUCAAGUGGUCCCACAUCUAUUAUAUUGAUGAUCUGUUCCAUAAAUCAACAUUGCAUUUGGACAGUCAUAUUUACAUUUGAAGCUGUGUAUGGAACUGACUCCACUACUUACCCGAGUGCAUGCCAUUUGUGUACUGUUUGAACGUGAGAAAUUCUUUUUCAUGUUGCCUGUACUGUGACUUGUAUGUGUAUUGGUUUCCACUUUGUAUACCCCUCUCUUUCUCAAGACGUUUGUAUGCUGUAAUAUUGUAUCUUUCUCUAAAUCCCCUUGUCUUCCACUGCUGUGAGGCUUAAUUGUGUUUCCUCAGAAUCAUUCCUCUAAGCUCUGGUACUUGUCAAGUGACAUACAUUAAUUCAAUGUUCUACUACUAUUACUUUUUGUAUAUAACAAGGCCUCCAUGCUUUUGGCAUAUGACAUGAUGGGUCUGUCAUGUGAUGUAUAAAAGACUUCACUCCUGGAAAUAGUUGGCCAUGGAUGAUAGGCAGACUGACAAUAUGGAAGUUGAUCCUCCUGAAAAAAAAUCUGAAGAGAAUUUUGACAAACAAGAGAACACGGGCAGUACCAUGGAGGACGAUGUUUCCAGUGAGAAGAAAGAUAAGAUAAAAGAUGAUAAAGCCGAUGAUGAUCCAAGUUGUGAAAAAGAUAUUGAAGCAGAUGUUGAUCAGUGUUGUGAAAAAGAUUUUGUGGUAAUGAAUGACUGUACUGCAGAAUUAAAUAACACUUUUGAUGCGAGUACUGAGGAAACCGAGGACCCAAUUAAUGUAGCAAUCGAUGAAGGUACUGUAAAUAUUGAUCCACUUAUAUCAGAAAGUGAAAGCAAUCUUUUUAAUAAGGAAGUGAAUGAGAGUGAUAUCUUAUGUAAUUCAGAUAGUUUUCCAGAUAAGGAUCAUGCAUCUGAGGUUGAAGUAGAUAAAGAUGGCAAGUCAACAGAUUCUUCUGUCGAAACAACCACUACUAAAAUCGAUAAAUCACAACAUGAAAACACUCCUACAGCUGAUGUGGGAGAAAAAAGUGCCGAGACUGCACAAACUACUGAUACUCUUAAAAAUGUUUCUGAAAAUAUUACUAGCACUAAUGUGACAGAAAAAGAAAGAACUAAGACUUCACUAACUAAUAUUAUUAGCCAAUCAUCUGUCUGUAUUUUGGAUGCUAAUGGAAUUGAGGAGGAUAAAGUUACUGAAGAAUGUGAAGUAAUGGAUACUAAUGCACGUGAGGAGGAUACAUUUCCUGGAGAAUGUGAGGUAAUAGAUGCUAAUGCAUCUGAGGACACAGUUCCCAAAGAAAAUGAAGCCAUGGAUGAUAAUACAUCGGAGAAGGAUACGUUUACUGAAGAAUGUGAAGUUAUGGAUACUAAUGCAUCUGAGAAGGACACGGUUACCAAAGAAAGUGUAGUGGAUGCUGGUACAUCUGAGGACGCAGUUGCUAAAGAGAAUGAAGUAGUGGAUGCUGGAGCAUCAGAAAAGGACACAGUUGAUAAAGAAAGUGAAGUAGUGGAUGUUGGUGCAUCAAAAAAGGACUCUGUUACAAAGGAAAUUGAAGUAGUGGAUGCUGGUUCAUCAGAAAAGGACACAGUUACUAAAGAAAGUGAAGUAGUGGAUGCUGGUGCAUCAGAAAAGGACACCGUUACUAAAGAAAGUGAUGUAGUGGAUGCUGGUUCAUCAGAAAAGGACACAGUUACUAAAGAAAGUGACAUAGUGAACGCUGGUGCAUCAGAAAAGGACACGGUUCCAAAAGAAAGUGAAGUAGUGGAUGCUGGUUCAUCAGAAAAGGACACAGUUACUAAAGAAAGUGAAGUAGUGGGUGCUAGUUCAUUAGAUAAGGACACAGUUAGUGAAGAAUGGGAAGUAGUCGAUGUUAGUGCAUCUGAGAAGGACACAACUACUGAAGAAUGUGAAGUAAUGGAGGUAGAUGAGGAAAGUGAUAAAAUUAAAAGUAACAAAAACAUAGAUAACAGCAAGAGUAAAAAAGUUGAUUGUGAAGAGGACAUUGUUGAAGUUCCAGUAUACAAAAAGCCAGCAGUAGUUGUAGAUUUAGCUAAUGACGAAGAUACUGAUGAUAAAAACACUUGUGAUAAAAGUAAUAACGAAGAAUCUAACACGGAAGGAAAUGGAAGACGAAUUAAGCUUAGGUCAUUGGCCUCUUUAGUAGAUACUCCUAACGAAGAUCAUUCAAAUUCUCUUAGUUUAUAUCCAGAUGCCCCAGCAAUUGGAGAAAUAGUUGAACAUGGUGUUAUUAUAGGAUCUAACGAAAUGGGAGGGUUACAGUUGCGAAUCUCAAAUGUUGUGGGUGGAGAAGACUGCAUAACUGGCCUAACUAUGGAUGAAGACAGAGAUACAUUUUCUAAUAUUCAAAUUUCAUCAGUGACAACACUUAUGGAUCCUAUGAGUCCAGAAGAUCCCAAUCAAAACAAAGACGAAACUAGUACAAAAUCCACUGAUAAAGAAAAAGAUUCCGCUAAUACAGAAGCAUCAAAAGAGACUUGUGUUAGUGCUGCUGACAAACCUAGUGAUUCAAGUAUCGGUUCCCCAAAAGACACAAUAGAGGAAACCACCAAUGAUGCAAUUCAGAUUGUUAACUCUGAAAGUCUUACCUCAAAAGGUGCUAAUGCAAAAGAUGGAGAAAAAUCAUCUGAAUCUACAGGCCCAACAAUUCGUCUUAGUAGUGCUGUUGCGGCAAUUGCUAAAGACACCGAAACCAGUGAUGAGGCAGCUAGCCAGCCAAAGUUUGUGUUUCAUGUGCUGCGAAGUAUACUCACUGUGAAUCGGGAAUGUAGUGUGUGCGCCAAGAAUGUUCAGUGUGAAUUUCGUAUCACUAAGAAGAAUACAAGUGGAACUUGGGCAUUCCUCUGUAGUUCAGAAUGUCGAACACAGUGGACUUCAUCCCUUCCACCUGAUCAUGCGGUAGAAAAACCUCGCUUGAUAUUUGAAAAGAUGUGUGGAAUGUGUGGGAAAGACUUGGUCAAUGUUUCUCGUAGUGGGCAGUACUCUUGGGAGACCAGAGAAUUUUGCAGCAAAGCAUGUUUGACUUCACAUCUCCAUGAAGUAGCCGGAGAAUGUCACACGUGUCGGGAAAAAGUGAGACCCAUGUUCAUUGGGAAAUACUGUGUGCGGUUUGGCUCGGAUAUUCACCAAUUCUGCUCUAAUGCCUGCUUGGAGAGAUACAAGACCAAGAUCAAAGUGUGCUGUUACUGUCAAAAAAAUCUUGAAAAAGUACAAAAAGUUUCUUCAUUGGCAAAUAAAGAGUAUUGCAGUAUGAAGUGUCUGAAACGUGCGCAGAGGAGAGACAUCGGUCAACAAAAUUAUAGUGAACGACAUCCAUGUACUGUCUGUCAAGCAACUGGAUUAAAUCGAUAUGAAUUUAUAUCAAGUCAAGAACCCAAUCAACUUUGCUCUGAUCCUUGUCUCAAUGUUUACAAAUAUGUUAACAGGGUGAAAGCAGUUGCAUGUUGCUUAUGCUUCCGAGUGUUGAAUGCAGAGGAUGUUGGUAAUUAUCUCUACCAUGGAGGGCAUCAACUAAGAGUCUUCUGCUCAGAUUCCUGCGUUAAUGUUUUUAUCCUCUCUGCUCGGAAAAUUGUUGUUUGUGAUACUUGUAAGGUGAAGAAAUACAACUUUGACAUGAUUCAUCAACAAGUAGAUGAAGAUUUUAGAGAUUAUUUCUACUGUUCAAUAAAUUGCCUUAACUCUAAAGAUGAUAAUUUAGGGAAGAAAAGUGGUGAUAGCAAUGAUGUUUCAACAAGCAGCACUACCGGAUCAAAUAGUACUGAAGCACCUGUUGCUUCUUGCAACAUGUGCAAUACUAUGGCUAAAGCUCAGUACCAUAUGGUCAUGUCAGACAACACACUACGGAGCUUCUGCCGUUAUGCCUGUGCUACCAAGUACAAAAACACCUAUGGAUUCCAAGUAAAUGGAAUACAGACAUCAGACUCAUCUCAGUCUACUAAUUCAAUAUCAUCUAUUAGAACAAAAGCUACAAAUCAACCAAGCAACAACUUACCGCAGGGCUCAGACUCAGUUUUACAAACGAAGAAGAAAGCAGUCAAUGAUAUUUCUCUAGACAGUAUCAAUAGAGAUGAACAGGCACUUCAGAAUUCAGAGCUACCUUCCGUAACAUCUGAGUUAUUAAAAUUAUUAAUCCCUCCUACAAUGGUGAACAAAAUGACAUCUUGUCGUCCUAGUACACUUACAAAGGGUGUAUAUUGCAAGCCACAUCCGUGGCAUAGACAGACCCAGACAGAAUCGUCUGGAAUUAACUGUAGUCUCUUUACAUCGGAGCCACCGCCUAUUCUCCCUGUGCCUAUUCCUGUGUAUGUUCCAACUCCAAUGAUGAUGUAUAAUGCACCAUUUCCUGUCCCAAUAUUUGUUCCUGUUCCACUGCCAGUACCGAUCUUCAUUCCUACGUCAGCUAAAACAUCAGACGACAUAAAAGCUAUGAUGAAGAAAAUCCAGGAUGAAAUGCCAUCAGAUCCCUAUGAAGCAGAGAUGCUACUUUUGGCCCGUGCAUCUAGCGAGAGUGUAGAACCUGAAGUAAUAAGAGAAGAGCCCAAGAAGUCUGAUGUACCAAAUAUGGGUGAGAAUGCUGAGGAGGGAUGUGGAGAGUUAUCUUCUUUUGACAACUUAACCAUGUAUUCUGGUGGAGAUGAUAUAGAGCAAGAUGAUUUGAGUUGUGCAGAUGUAUCAUGUCUCAACACUAUAGAGGAAGAUCUGCCUAGAUACCCUUUGAGAUUGUUUGCAGAUGAAGUUGAAGCCGCGUCCAACUGCAGUUCAGUAGCAAAUGACAUUGAAUCUCAAAAUGAAAACAAGGGUAAACGACAAGCUUCUAGUGAUGGGCCAGGAAGACCCAGGAAAAGGCUCCGUCGUUCCGACAGCAGUGACUCUCAGUCUAUGUCUGAUCCCGAUGAUCCUGAACCAGAACCUGAACCCGAGCCCGAGCCCGAGCCUGAGCCUGAGCCUCUUUUGGAGGAGGAGUAUCAGGGCCCAUAUCUUAAUAAAAUGUAUGGUCUGGCGGCAUGGAAGAGCUGGGUAACAGGAAAGAAUGCAGAGCUGGCAGGAGUCUCUUCCUCUCGCACUAUGAAACUGGUCUCAGAGGACUUGCUUUCUAUGAACUGUGACGAACUCAACUAUGCCCUCUGUCUCUUCCUCAAAGAUCUGAGGAAACCCAAUGGGGAAGCCUACCAGCCAGAUACCAUCUUUUAUCUACUACUCGGCAUUCAACAGCACUUAUUCGAUAGUUCAAGAACAGACUGCAUCUUUAUGGACUUUGGGUUUGAAAAGUUUACUAACAGCCUUGAUGAAAUCACCAAAAAGUUUUUAAAUCAGUCACCAUCUCCAGGUGUUUUGUCACCAGAUUCAGUUGGGAUCACCAGAAUAACUGAAACAAUGUUGUGGGAAUGUAGGCAGCUUGGUGCGCACACCCCACAAGUUCUGCUUAAUACACUCUUCUAUUUUAAUACAAAAGUUUUUAAACUCAAGACUAUUGAGGAGCAUCAAGCCUUGUCUUUUGCACAAAUAGUGAAACAUUUUAGACGGUCAAAUGUUGGGGAGGAAGGUUCAGUCACAAGGACAACUAUGCUUAAAUUUUACCCCAAGAAAUCUCUGGAAGAUGAGAAAGCAAAGAGAAAUUAUGAAAUGCAUGAGAAUAGAGAUGACCCUCUGAGAUGUCCUGUCAAGUUGUAUGAAUUUUACAUUUCUAAGUGCCCUGAGAGCGUGCGCAGCCAGCGAAGCAUGUAUUAUGUUUACCCUGAAAGAUCCUGUGUUCCUGACUCCCCAACCUGGUUUUCAACUCAGGCUAUACAAGCAGCUACCGUCUCUAAAAUGUUGCACCGUGCACUUAUGGUGAGGGAAGUACAGGAAGCAUUAAUGGAGUAAUGACAUUCCAAGGAUGAGGAGAGUUUUGUGUAUAUGCAAAUGACUGAUCUUUUUUAAAUACUGUAUAUGAGAACAAUUUUAAGAUUUUCUGAUGUGCAUUGUAAUUGGGCAUUAUGGCUAUCCCUGAAAAAUGGAAUUUCAUAAAAAUCAACAUUGGAUCUCAGAUAUAAAUAAAUCCUUAUUAUUUAUGAGAAGAUUUUAAAUGCGUACAAGGCAAAGUGUUUUAUAAAUGUUUGGAUGAUAUUAUGCCAACUACUUUUUAAGUUGAAUACAGAUUUAAAAAAUUUAAUUUCUUAAAUUUUAUUUGCAGUUAUUUUGGGUUCAGGAACACAGUUUUAAUUGUGCUUUUCACUACUUUGUUGGCAGAAGCCUCCACACUGUAUAGCUUGGAAAUGUAGAAGUAAUAAUACUGUAAAAUAAAAGUAAUUUUUUAAAUAUAUUUGCUUGAGAAAAUGAGGGUGUGUAUGUGUGUAUGUAAAUAGGUGGGAGGGGGGAUUGGGAUGUGUUUAAUGUGGUUUUUUGCUUUUUAGCCAUAUACCAGAAAUGCUAAAUUUCCCCCAAAAUAUAGUUUUCAAAUACACAGGAUAUGCAAAAGUUUAAUAUUUAUGAAAAUUAUUGUUAAUUAAACUUAAUCUAUACAGUGGAUUCUAGUGCACUAAAUUUUCCAUUGCAUCCAUUUCAUCUGACAAAAACCAAUUCAGAAUAUUUCUAUUGCAUCAAACGUUAAUUUAAACUGGAUUAUCUUUUAGCGGAUUUCACUGUACUAAUGUUUUGCACAAUAUAGUUAAUAUAGCCUUAUAUUAAUAUUAUAUGGCAUCAAUAAAAUAUGUACAUUUUUGUAAUGGGCAGAAUUAUUUAUUUAGAUUAUAGCAAAAAUUUAAUAUAAGCUCUAUAAUAAUAUAUAAAAUGUCUGCUGCCAUAAUUUUGUUUUUACAGUGAAACCUCUGAAAAUCUGAACCUCAAAAUAAUGAAUAUUGUCUGUACAUUUAAAUAAUGGACUGAUUUUGCUGCUGGAUCACAUAUCAAAAACAUGAAUUUUAGAGCUAAAUUUGUGAUCAUUUGUGUUGAAGUCCAGGCCAUUACACGCAGUAAUUUCAUGCAAAUGCAGUGGUAUUUUUCCGCAAUUUGUAGCAUUCUUGAAAUUUUAAUAUUUAAUAUUGUUAAAAUAUUAUUUUUUACAAUAAAAUUUUAAAUAAACUUGUGGUGCCAUUUAAAUGGUACAAUGCAGUUAGUUUGGACUUCAUUUUGUGUUUAUGGCCAUGUGAAACCCCCACACCCUGGACAUGUCGAGUACUUUUCUCUGUGCUGCUAGCAUUUAUAAGGUUUUUGAUACAGUUCAUUUUCCUUUUGGUAAGAAUUAUUUGUGAUUGGAAAAAGGUGCCUGCUAGCACGAGCAUUAUGAUUCGACCAGGAAAGAACAGGAAGAGGCACCAUAGCUUUGAUGAAAAGGUUAUAUUUACUGUAUAUUAAAAAAUGGUUAUAGCACUUGAGUAAAGAUCAAAGCUCAGGUAUUGUCACUUAGACAUUUCUAUCAUUAAAAAAGUCAGAGAAGACAAUUUUUUUUGGGGGGGAGGCUGAAAAAUUCUCAGGGGCUCAAAUAUUAAUGAGUUUGGUCAAGCAGUUUACAAAUACAGUGUUGUUACCCACAAAAUUUUGUGUGUUCAUUAAGGUAAGUAAAAAAAUCAGCAUUUACCAUUUUUUUUUUGAUAUAAGUAAAUAAUAUAUAAACAUCUGGUAUGUUUAUAUAUUAUUUAAAUAAAUAUAAAGGUACAGUAUGUUAUAUUAACAGAACUACAGUAAAUUUGCUGAUAAUUAGUAAAAAGGGUCAAAUGCAACUCCCUACAUUUAGAUUAGUUGUUAAUCUGGACCAAUAUGAUCUGGAUUUUAGAGAUGCUACUCUAUAAAAAUGUGGGAUAAUUUAUUUUACUUUUUUUUUUUUAUUUUACUAAAUUAAAUAAAUGCAAUACUUUCAAUGUAUAGAAAUAAUUGUCACUAUUUGCCCCCCUCCCCAAGUCAAGUUCUGCAUGUUCAUCUUAUUUGGCGAAGUGAGUUGUCAACUAGAGCUUUCUUGUGUUUUGGCUAAAAAGCAUAAAAUAAUCAGGACUAAACAAAGUGGAGCAAGACAGAAUAUUCACAAUACUGUGUUUAGUUUAGGUGGAAGUAGAUGGUGAGGACCCAGUUAAAUGCAUUGAUGAGUGGAAGUGACAUAAGAGAGACUUGUUCAGAGUCCAGGUAGUGAGCAAGAGGAUGAGUUAGUGCAGACCAGGUCCAUAAACAUCUUCGCUUGUACACACGACGAGGAAAUAAGUCGGAGUCAUUGCAGUUAACAAUUAAAGCUGGAAGUCUAGGACCCAGGCAAAUAAGCUCAUCAAACAAAUUAUUGUAUAUAUAUAGAUUUUCACUUUGAUAUGUACUUGUGAAGAGGAUUUAAUAUAUCUUGCAAUUUGAAAGUCAUUACAACUUUUUUAUUAUUUUAUUAAAUGAAAAAGGAACAUAUUUAUGUAUUUGUAACUGUAAAAGCAAAGAAUGCUGGUUUUCUUACAGCAGCUGUAACAAGUUUAAAUGUUACUAAUUAUGACCACCAAUUUAAGGAGUUUUUAAUGGCACUGAAAGGGGAAAUUUAUUUGAUGUAUAAAUAGUAAUAGUGUGCUAAAACAAUCAUAAAUCAUUUCUAUAUUUUGUAUAAACUGUAUUUACUGUACUGUUAAUUAUGUUUGUAGUCUGUCUCUGAAUCUUUUCACUUUUAUAGUUUUUUUUUAUAUGACUUUAAUUUUUUAUGCAUUUGUACAUAGGUCUAGCAAAACAAGUUUUUUGUUUGACUGAAGGUGCUUUAUGGUUGCCAUAUACUUCGAUAUACCUAGUGGAGAUUAACUAGGCUCUGAAAUUGAAAAGCCCUUCUAUCUUAUUCUUCUAUCCUGAAUGAAUAACAUACAACAACUGUUACUUUCUGAAAUCAGUAAGAUUACAUUUGAUAAUUUACCAAAAUACUGAUAAGAUUAGGUACAGUUGUUUAUUUUAUAAAUAUGUGUAUGUGUCAUGAACAGGUGUUUUGCUUUAGGACACUUUGUUUGGUGGUUCAUAUUUAUUUAUAAAUAGUAAGAUGAUUAAUGGUACUCAUUUAUAUAAUAAACAUUCAAGAUUCCAUGUAUUGUUUUGCAUAUUUUUUUUGUAAGACUCCAUUCAUUUUAUAUGCAAAUAUAAGUUCCAUAAAAUAAUUGUCAUCCAUUUUUUAAGUUUGUAAGGCUGGAUGGAGCAAAGUAUGCUAAUUAAAGAAAGUGAUGAAACAACAAUAAUUGAAUAAGCAUCAAUUUUCAAGACUUAGUGUAUUCAAGGGGAGAAAAAGAUUGCUUUCAAAUGUGAUGUAAAAGUGGCAGGUCAAAUAAUAUACUAGUAGUUUCUAGUUGUAAUUUUUAUCUGGUGAAUUAACUAGCAGUUGAUAAAAUACCUAUUGAAAA